AUGAAGAUAGAAGACAAGCUUUUUAUCUUUAAUGUGACCAUGACGGAUAUAAAACUGAAGUUGGAAAGUGAUGCUGGGGAGACAGACUGGUUGCACAGAGAGCUGGUAGAGCCAAAUCAGCUUCAAUUGCUGUCAUUGACUUCAGGAGUUGAUAGUACCACUGUUGAGGAAAAUGAAAUUAUUGAUAACUAUGAGACUCAAGUCCAACAUUUUAAGCAGGAGUGGAUGCAGGUAACAGACUUGUGGCAAACAGCAUCGCAGGAGCUUGACCGGCUACAAGAGUUCUACGAUAAAAUAGUCACUAAUGGACUCAAUGCUGAUGUGACUGGACAACAGCUACAGGCAAACUGUAAUUUCUCAAAGACAAUGACGGGACACAGCACAGAGAUGGAGGAUUUACAAAACCAGCUCAGAACAACCAAAACUGAUCUGAGAACAGCCAUCGCCAAAGUGAAUGAGAUGACCCAACAGCUCCAGUCUCUUCAACAGCAGCUAAAGAGACAGGAGGAUGAAACAGAGGCCCGGAGUCGAGAGGAAGCGGCACAGAGAGAAAUCGAAGAGCUUCAGACAACCAUCAAGCAGCAAGAGACCAGAAUAAAAACUGUAUCUCAGGAGGCAGAGACUGCGCUGAAAGAUCAAACUAUGUGGGAAAAUACAGCAGGGGACCUAAAGGCCCGUUGUGCUGCUUUAGAACAGGAGAAGUUUGAAGGUUUGGACAAAGUGCGAGAAUGUGUGCAGAUGGCUGAGGAGGCAGCAUUGCAGAAGGAUGAGGCACAGUUAAGAGCAAAGCAGUUGACCCAGGAGCUUGAGAAGACAAAAAAGAGUUUCCAACAGUUGAUGCACGAUGCUUCUCUUUGUUCCAAUAAAGAGCUCAAUAUUAUGCGUCAGCAGUGCAACAAUGAAAUGCAAAGUAUGGCUGAAGAAUUGUCCCUGUUACAACUGGAAUGUGUGGACAAACAAUCUCAGCUUGAGAGAGCUAAUCGAGAGAGAAAAGCUUUGGAAGAGGACCUGGCAAAGAUGAAGAAAUGCAAGCUUGAAUACGAGCUUGGGAAAAUUGAUGCCCUUCAACAGAGGUGUCUAAAGGCAGAGCGUAUGAAGGAUGACUUAAGCAUCACUUUGCAAAGUACCCAAAGCAAACUAAAAGAAAUGGAAUUGGAGUACAGUGCAGAGUUGUCUCAUUGCCGGGACGAAGUGCAGCUGCUAAAGGGCUAUUUGACUGCAGCAAGAGAGGACUCUGUUAGAAUCAGCUGUGAGCGACUCCAGUUGCAACAAGAGAAUGUUCAAUUUCGCAGAGAGAUGGAUGAGCUGCACAAGGCUUUCUUGCUGGUCCAAAAGAAAGCCAAACAAAAGAUGACACAGAUGGAGCAAGAGCACAUCAUAAAAGAGAAAUUACUAAAAGAAAAGAUGGCUGAACUGGAGGAGAGCAGUUGCAACUCAAGUGCUGAUCUGAUGAGCCUUCUUACUGCACAGCAAAAAAGUAUCCAACGAUGGAAAGUGGAAGCACCAAAGAUGGUCAACGCUUUCGAAUCCAAAAUUAAAAGGCUGACAGAGCAGCUGAAUCAACACCAACAACAUUCAUAUGUGUUUCAGAAUCAGCUCACAAAAAACAACAAUACAAUUGUUGAGUAUGAGAGACAGCUUGCAGCGUUUCAAGAAAAAGCUAAUCUCCAGAGACAAAUCACCGAAUUUGAGGAGAGCACAGUGAUGCCUUCAUAA
Messenger RNA from Nerophis lumbriciformis (worm pipefish), 1716 nucleotides. The record is from RefSeq and is a predicted model, not a curated record. Lineage: Eukaryota; Metazoa; Chordata; Actinopteri; Syngnathiformes; Syngnathidae.